Molecule: messenger RNA, 626 nt
Organism: Myxozyma melibiosi
Lineage: Eukaryota; Fungi; Ascomycota; Lipomycetes; Lipomycetales; Lipomycetaceae
Exons: 1
Coding region: 236-454 (72 amino acids)
Source: RefSeq, a predicted model, not a curated record
GAACAAGUGAAUGAAUGGCAGGGGCACAGAUUUAAGCUAUUUGGUAAGUUAGCUAAGUUUGGAUGCCGGUAGCUGGAAUGUCACUGUUUAAUUACAGUAAUGUGAUAAACCUAGAAUGCGGUUUCUGCAGCCGGUUUAUGUCGAAUGGUAACCAAAACAAGGAACACUAAACUUUCCAGACCUGACUGCCAGGGCAACACUCCGACAGCCUAUCUUUGUGCGGAAGGCUUCUCCCAUGGUUUCGGCUUUCUCUCUAUUCCUUGUUCUUUCAUGUGUGCAGUUAUUUGAACUUUCGCAAUUGAAGCAGUCCACUAUGUUGCUGGGCUGUGAGCUUCAUCGGAUUUGCGAUCGCGUGAAAGUUGAAGGAUCUCUAGAUGUGAGAUUAGAAUUUAAGAUUUGCUGGCCGAGCUGCGAAUCUGUAAACUCAAGGUACAAGCGGGCGCAGACGGGCUAGACCUCUUUCGGUCGGCUGGUUUCACUAGGCGACAGGUCCAAUACAGGCAGUAAGGCACGGAGCAGGCACUGGCAGCAAAUAGAAGCGUGGCCGAGGGAGAGCGAGAGAGAAAGCAGCAAAGCGGGCGGGCUGAGGGGGGGCUCGCUGAAGGUAACUAUGUGUUGUGUCGAAG